ACUCCCGAAUUUUUUGGCACGGUCAGCCAGACGCAUAAUGUAUGUUUGUACAACCAAAACGAGUUAGCUGCUAAUAAUUUCACCAUGAUCAGCGCAAAGGAGGCGGAGGUUGAGCGACAAACGCCAAAUCGCAGUGGCGGAAGGAGACGAUCCAUCUUCAUGGUUACUCGGUAUGAUACAGCGAUUAGGCCUCGGUUGCAUAGCAAUGGAUCCGUUCCUGGAACCCCCGACAUCGAUAGCACACCCGACGUGUCUUUCAAGAACCAAGGAGAUAAAACGUUAUUCUUCGACUACGAGAGCACGCUACAAAAACUAGACAACUAUUAUAGACGACUGAAGAGGCUGAUCCUGCGGUAUAUGAGCCCGACACUGGGUUUGUUCCCGCGAGUCGGAGGGGAGCAUACGGACGUCGUCCACAUACGGGACAGCAUAUACUGUGCGAUGUCUGUCUGGGCGCUCUACCAGGCCUACAACCGACUCGAUGACGACAAGGGCCGGAUCCACGAGCUCGGACAGAGCACGGUGAAGAUCAUGCGUGGCGCCCUCUUCUGCUGGAUGAGGCAGGCCGACAAGGUGGAGCAGUUCAAGCAGAACCAGGGCCCUCACAACGCGCUGCACUCCAAGUUCCACUACAAGACCGGAGAUCCGAUCGUGGGAACCGAAUCAUACGGCCACUUGCAGAUUGACGUCGUCGCGCUGUACCUGAUUACACUCGUCCAGAUGAUCUCCUCUGGACUCCAGAUCAUCUACACGACGGACGAGGCAAACUUCAUCCAGAACCUGGUUUACUACAUCGAGCGCGCGUACCGCACUCCGGACUACGGAAUGUGGGAACGCGGCAGCCGCUACCACAACGGCCAGUGCGAGCUUCACGCCAGUUCGAUCGGCAUGACGAAGGCCGCGCUGGAAGCGAUCAAUGGGUUCAACGUGUUCGGAACGUACGGAACGUCGUCGUCAGUGAUCUAUGUCGACAUCGACGCCUACAACCGCAACCGCACCAUCUUCGAAACGAUGCUGCCGAGAGAGUCGUCGUCCAAGAAUUUCGAUGGGAUCGAGUGUGAGUGGCCGAUGUUUGACUUGUUCUACUUGAUCGACGCCGUUUUCCGAGGAGACGCAAAGCAAAUGGAAUUUUACAAAAAGCGCGUCGACGAUGUUCUGAAGCAGACGCCUGAAGGCGACGUCGACGAAACCGCGGACGCCUCGCCGCCGCCGGAAGACGACGAUGAUGAUGCAGACCCGUACGCGCUGCCGGAGAUACAGCCAGACGCGAUACUACCGAUGAACUUCUACGUGCGUCGCAUGGACGUCGAUGAGGCGCGCGCCGACCCAAAAGGAGCGUCGCGCCGCUCCAGCAAGGAGUGGAUCGACGGCAAGGUGCACCUGAUGGGCAACGCCCUCUACAUCAUCAGCUCGCUGCUCAUUGAGAACCUGCUCCAUGUCAACGAGCUGGACCCAGUAAGACGCUACCUACCCGCGUCCGAGCGACCGCGCAAGAGCAUCCGAUACUCCUUCUUUCAGCGGCUAAAUACAUCAGGUUCGGCGAGCGACCUCAUCAUCCAGGUGGUGCUGGUGGCGGAGAGCAGCCAGCUGCAGUCGAUGCUGGCGACGUACGGCAUACAGACGCAGACGCCGCACCAGAUCGAGCCGAUACAGGUGUGGUCGGCCUGGGAGCUCGUUAAGAACCUCGUGUCGACGGCCGUGCAUAGAACCACCUGGACUUCCUUCAGAACAUGCCGGAGAUCGCGAUUGUCCUUCAAGUCGUUCGAGGAAGUGACGAGUGACACGGGAUACAAGAGUCUGACCGACAUCCCGCGUGCCAUACGCAAGCUGUCCAUGAACUACCUGAGUAAAACAGAGUCGUGGGAGAACAAGUCGACGUGGGACAUCUGUCAGUGCCUGCGCACGUGCGAGAGCUCGCAGAUGGCUGCGCGGCUGAUGCACAUAGUGCUCGUGCGCGAGGGACCCGGCUUCUACCUCGACGACGGCACGAUCGUCGACAAGAUCGAGCGGCUAGCGAAGACGGCCGCCAACAGCAAGAACUGGAAGGUGGUCCGGUUCUGCUACAGCAUCCUGGGCAAGAUAGUCGACAGCCUCGUGCCGAGCACUACAUCUGUUCUAGUCAGAGGCAAGCAGCUCGUCAAGGAAGCGUUCAGCUACUUCCAGAGCGACCAGAGCCGGCUGCACCCGGCGGAGAGCGCGAGCAACAUGGCCGCCUUCCUCGACACUUCGCCAGACAUCGUCAACGGCACGACGAGCUACCUCGCCAAGGCCGCCGUCAACAGCCUCCUGCAGGGCCCCCUGGUGGAGGCCAACGUGAACGACAAGCCGUGCAAGAUGAUGUAA
Messenger RNA from Priapulus caudatus, 2343 nucleotides. Its product is annotated as phosphorylase b kinase regulatory subunit beta-like. The transcript is spliced from 18 exons. The record is from RefSeq and is a predicted model, not a curated record. The coding region runs from base 85 to 2343 and encodes 752 amino acids. Gene Ontology annotation, biological process: glycogen metabolic process. Gene Ontology annotation, molecular function: calmodulin binding. Lineage: Eukaryota; Metazoa; Priapulida; Priapulimorpha; Priapulimorphida; Priapulidae. Gene Ontology annotation, cellular component: phosphorylase kinase complex.